AUGGUUUUUCAGAAUGGCAGUACUAUGAUCAUUGAGGUAAAUACCUUACCACUGAACAGCCUCAACAGCUUCAUUGGCUCACCAACGUCCUCCACCACUGACACACCCAAAAGAAAGGCUGAAGCAGAUACUAAAGGAGAUAAAGCCAAGAUGAAGGACGAGCCACAGAGAAAAUCUGCAAGGUUGUCUGCUAAACCUGCUCCUCCAAAGCCAGAACCCAAGCCUGAAAAGGCCCCUGCAAAGAAGAGAGAGAAGGUACCCAAGGGGAAGAAAGGGAAAGCAGAUGCUGGCAAGGAUGCCAAUAGCCCUGCAGAAAAUAAAGACACCAAAAUAGGCCAGGCACAAAAAGCUGAAGGUGCUGGAGAUGCCAAGUGAAAUGUGUGCAUUUUUGAUAACUGUGCA
Messenger RNA from Cricetulus griseus (Chinese hamster), 402 nucleotides. NCBI's taxonomy places the organism in Eukaryota, Metazoa, Chordata, Mammalia, Rodentia, Cricetidae. The record is from RefSeq and is a predicted model, not a curated record.